AUGUCGCUCUCGCCACCACAAGCAAUUACAGGACCACCAUCGCCAGGUCCAUCAGGAUACGAUCGAUCAGUCACUGUACCACAACUCGCCGCUGCUCUAGGGCAACAGGCUCAUCUCCAGGCAGAAAGACGACAGCACAGCAUCCAUGAACAAGGCAGGGCAUCUGUCGAUACUGUCUCUUCUGACAAGCUGAAUGAUCUGGGACCAGAAGACACCCCCAAAAGCUAUGACGGCAAAGAGGGAGCAUCUCAGUCAGGCAAACAAUUUGGCUCACCUCCAACUCCGACCAUCGUACUUCCAACAUCAGCAGCAUGGAAGACGUACUUCAUGCAAGAGGUAGCUGGCGACAAGUACUUGGGGCUUCAACUACUUCUCAUGACCGUUUCCACUGGUAUACUGGACGCAAUGGUACGUUUGCACCCCUACGAAACCCAAGACACUGCAUCCUGGUCGAGUCAAUUCGCUCCACGGAGCACCCAUGUGCUGGCAGGGAACCAAAACAAGCAACGCCCAGCUUUUGCCAAUACGUCCGAUCUUCAGCUGCCAAUGCGCCAACACCUGCACCCACAAACCCCAGCAUCCGAUACAAAUGUUAACUUGAUACCUUCUCACUUCAGACAUACGCGUCCUACAACGUCUUCGCCUCCAAACAGACCGGAAACACGCUUUUCCUCGCCCUCUACGCCUUCCGUGUCCCGGGCACACUCAACCCCGGCGUCGAACAAAACGUCGGCGUAAGCAUGGGCGUCUUCAUCGCCGGCGCAAUCUUCUUCGGCCACAUUGGUCAUUUCUCCCGCCAACAACGACGGAUCUGGCUUCUCAUCUCCAACGCUUUCCAAGCACUACUCAUGCUCGCAGCCGCCGCGAUCCGAUACUUCUAUUCGCGCAACUCGACCGGUCCCGGUGCUCUGGCCAUUCUCGCACUCUUGAGUUUCGCAGAAUCCGGACAGAUAGCCAAUGCGCUGAAUGUGGCCAUGCCCGAGCUCAACACCACCAUGGUCACCGGCGCGCUGAUUCAACUCUGCACGGAUAAGAAUUUCUUCGCUCUCAAGAACGCCAAGAGGAAUCGGAGGCUGGCAUUCUACGCGUCCAUGUUGACGGGCUGUUUCAUCGGCGCCGCUCUUCUCAAGUAUUCCAGUCCCAGUGCCGCUCUGGUAGUUUGUGCCGCUACGAAGGGCUUGCUUUUCGUUUCCUUUUUCUGUAAUCGGGGCUUGGUGGAGAAGAGGUUUGGUUUGGAAGAUGGGAGGGAAAAGUCUGAGGGGACCGUUACGCCUGCUUCUAGAGUUCUCUGGGGGGAUUAG
Messenger RNA from Lecanosticta acicola, 1301 nucleotides. The record is from the annotation of a GenBank genome assembly. Lineage: Eukaryota; Fungi; Ascomycota; Dothideomycetes; Mycosphaerellales; Mycosphaerellaceae.